AUGGUGCUCAGUCUGACUGUUAUUCUGUUCCUAGUUUUACACCUCUUGCCUGGAGUGAAAACUUCCAUGGUAAAUUUGAAUAAUAAUGGAUAUGAUGGCAUAGUCAUUGCAAUUAACUCCAGUGUACCAGAAGAUGAAAAACUCAUUCAAAACACAAAGGAAAUGGUAACUGAAGCUUCUACUUACCUGUUUCAUGCAACCAAAGGAAGAAUUUAUAUCAGGAAUGUAAGCAUUUUAAUUCCAGUGACGUGGAAGUCAAAAUCAGAGUACUUAAUGUCAAAACAAGAAUCAUAUGACCAGGCAGAUGUCAUAGUUGCUAAUCCUUACUUAAAAUAUGGAGAUGAUCCUUAUACACUUCAAUAUGAACAAUGUGGAGAAAAAAAGAUAUACAUACAUUUUACUCCAAACUUUUUAUUGAAUAAUAAUUUGCAUAUCUAUGGAUCUCAGGGCAGAGUAUUUGUCCAUGAGUGGGCCCAUCUCCAAUGGGGAGUUUUUGAUGAGUACGAUGUGGAACAGCCAUUCUAUAUUUCAAGCAAAAACACUAUUGAAGUGACUGAAUUUACUGCAACAGGAACACACAGUACAGAAGCUCCAACCCCACAAAAUAAAAUGGGCAGUCACAGAAGCACAUGGGAUAUAAUCAGGGAAUCUUAUGAUUUUCAGAAUGUGGCUCCCAUGACAGGGACAAAUCCACCACCUCAUCCUACAUUUUCUUUGCUCAAGGCCAAGAACCAAGUAGUCUGUUUGGUGCUCGAUAAAUCUGGAAGCAUGGCUUCAGAAGACUGUCUCUUUCUAAUGAAUCAAGCAGCAGAACUCUACUUGAUUCAAAUUAUUGAAAUGGGAUCAUUGGUUGGGAUGGUCACAUUUGAUAGUUGGGCUAAAAUCAAAAAUUAUCUUACAAAUACUGAUGACAAUGCUUACCAAAGUAUCACUGCAAAUCCACCUCAAGUAGCUAAUGGUGGAACUUGAAUUUGCAAUGGACUCAAAGAAGGAUUCCAGGCAAUUAUCCAAAGUAACCAGAGAACUUCUGGUUCUGAAAUCAUGUUACUAACAGAUGGGGAAGAUGAUGAAAUAAGCUCAUGCUUUGAAGAGGUCAAACCAAGUGGGGCGAUCAUCCACACCAUUGCUCUGGGGCCUUCUGCUGCCAAGGAACUGGAGACCCUGUCAAAUAUGACAGUUACAAUUACACUAAACCCACCCAGACAUGAAGACAUACAUGACAUGGCAGAAGCUGAAAUAAAAGACUUCAGCAGACUAAUCUCUGGAGGGUCAAUUACUGUAUCAGAAGUUCCUCCUUUUAGAGAUCAUACUCAGGUGUUCCCACCAGGUAAAAUUACAGACCUCAAGGCUGAGUUUAAAGAAGACUAUAUUCAAUUUUCAUGGACUGCCCCUGGCAAUGUCCUCGAUAAAGAAAAAGGGACCAAGUACAAACGUGCAGCGGUGCCGCGGACCCGCGGCGCGCCCGGCGCAGCGAGCGCGACCUUCCCUCGGGCCGAGCGGGCCGAGCUCGCGGGCGCCCGGCGGCUGCACCGCGGCGAGCCUGAAGGGGUCGCUGUUCCCGCGGUCUCCUCCCUUCUGGCUCCGCCUCGCGGCGUCGCAGGCUUCCUCGGCGGGGGAGCCUGA
Messenger RNA from Molossus molossus (Pallas's mastiff bat), 1623 nucleotides. RefSeq names its product calcium-activated chloride channel regulator 1-like. NCBI's taxonomy places the organism in Eukaryota, Metazoa, Chordata, Mammalia, Chiroptera, Molossidae. The record is from RefSeq and is a predicted model, not a curated record. Gene Ontology annotation, molecular function: intracellularly calcium-gated chloride channel activity.